Molecule: messenger RNA, 300 nt
Organism: Peronospora matthiolae
Lineage: Eukaryota; Oomycota; Peronosporomycetes; Peronosporales; Peronosporaceae
Source: the annotation of a GenBank genome assembly
AUGCCGUCGCGACCCAAACAGGUUAGUAAUUUGACGUAUGAGCAGAAGAAGAAGAACUACCCGUGGCAUGAUGCAAACACCACGCUUACACAGUCGCAGCUGGCAGAUAAGGCGAAGCGCGAGUUUCGUCUCUUCAAGGCGCCAGUCCAGGGGACGAUCUCCGGCAUUUUGCGUGAUCGUCAGAAGUAUCUGUACGUGAUGGACCUCGACCUCAAGAUUAAGCGGACCCGAGUACUGGCAUUACCUGCAUUCUAUGAAGCCCUUGCGAACCCGAGUACUGGCAUUACCUGCAUUCUUUGA